UGCUGUGAAGGGUGAAGCUCAGUUGAUGAUAGUUGAUUCAAAGCGAUAGUUAAAAGUUCGUGAUAUUUUCAAUCAUUUGUAAAAAUAAAAUUUUUUGUAUUUUAAUUUCUUUUUUUUUUGUUUGUUAUAUUUUCAAUAGUAAAAUGAACGCAAAUUGUGAAAAUAAUAAUAUUUUUCAUUCUAAAUCAGAAGAUUCGCUGAAAUGGCGACUAAAUUUAACAAGCUGCAUUAGCAACAUUGAAAGUGGGGAAAAUAACAAUUCCUUAAUGGAUAAAAAUAAAACUAAUUAUUCUAGUAAUAAUAAUAUUAUUACUACACCGGAAUCUGGAGCAACAAAAGCAAGAAAUUUUUACAUUACACUUGCUAAGGAAAGUCCCAAAAAUAUAAGCUAUGACAGCUCAUCAGAUACUUAUGAUAGUUUUCAUUUUAGGGAAACAGAUUACUGCAAGGAUACAACAGAUACUUUAUCAGAUUCCUCUUAUACAACAGAAGAAAUAGCAACGGUUGAUAUGGUUGAGUAUGAGGUAGCUAGCAGAAGUGCUAGUGAAAAUUUUUAUUCAAACGACUCAUCAAGUGGGACAGAGGACAUUGUAUUUGCCUUAGUUACAAAAUCUGCUGCAACAGAGAGUUCAACAAGUGAUUUUGCAGAUAGUGAAGAAUCAAAUUAUAAUAUUGUACAAAAAGAUUCUGAAUUAAGUUCUGCCGAUUAUUGGAAAUGUGUUAAAUGUAAAAAUAAACAAAAUAAUCCAAUGUUUCGAUAUUGUGAACGCUGUUAUCAAAUUCGUAAAUCGCAUUUUCCACCACGGCCUCCACAAAGAAAAAGAAGAGGUGAGUUACAAAAUAAAAUGAGUUCGGGAUUAGACAAGUAUGUUCAAAAAUCAAAUAAUAAUGGAAAUUGCACGUCGUUAUCAUCUUUAUCCGAUAUUGACAAAAAUAUGAGUUCUUCUAAUAAAAUAAAUAAUAGUUCAAAAGAUACUAUAUCAUCAAAAGUACCAAAUGCAAUAACAACAGAUGUUACUUCUAAUAUUAAUGAUAUAAAAGGAUUUGGUAAAUUUUAUAGUAAUAAUGCAAAAAAUAUUUUAGGAUCUUCGAUUUCAAAUAGUGCAAGCUUUAACAACUGUAACUUAAGCCAAAAUCAGUUAAGUAGGCUUUCGAGUGAAAAAAAUUUCAGUAGUUCAGAUUCUGAAGGUGAUGAUAUGAAAUUUAAUAAAAUUAUUAAAAAUAAUGAAAUUCAAAAAGAAUCAUGCGAAACAAAUGCAACAUCAAAUUUCUUUAGUACACCAAAGUUUAGCAAAAAUUUAAAACGUAAAAAUCCAUUUGAAAUAAGUUUAGCUAACAAUGCGAAACGAUUUUUUGUGGAAAGUUCUAGUUGUAGCAGUGUUACAAAUUUAACAAAUCAUUGUAGCAGCAGCAAUAAUUCUUCUUUAACAACAACGAUAACAGCAAAUAAUGAAAGCUCUUGUAAUGUGCUUGAAAAACGUGAUACUAAUUUAGUAGUUAAUGAUUCUGAGACUGAUUUAGCUUUAGAAUUUAUUGAUAAUAUUAGUAAUAGUAUAAAAUUACAAAAAGAUUCUGGUAUUAGUGGAGGUUCAUUAUCUUCAACAUCAGGUCCAUCUUCAAGUCAAGAAUACUUUUCAUCUCAAGGUAGUGUUGAUUUUGUGUGUUCAUCUCAUUCUAAUGAAACAAAAUUAGAAAUAAAUUCAAUCUACUGCAAUUGUAAUCUUAAAACAAAUUCUACUAAAAAUCCAAUGCCUUCAAUUAGUAAUAUGGAUAAUUUAGAUGAUACUGUAAGCGAAGACUUAGAUGAAAAAGAUUAUGAUUUUAAUGAUGAUAAAAUUUCUCUAAAUAAUGAUAAUGAAGAUAAUGAAAACACAACAAAUUUAUCGCAGAGUUUAAUGGAAAAUAUAAAAGGUUUGAAUAAUAAUAAUAUUUUAUCGACAUCCAGUAAUAAUAUAGUACAAAAACUUAAAAAGCGUAAAAGACAUCGGAAAAUUCUAAGUCCAUUUAAUAAUAAAAUUAAAAAUAAAACUUUUGAAAAUAACUUAAAGAAAGAUCAAGAUGCUACCAAUAAUAGUGACUCGUGUAUUGUUUGUUUAGAUGGACCUAAAAAUGGAGUAUUCGUGCACAGUCGUUUCUUACAUUUAUGCUGUUGCUAUAGAUGUGCUGUUAAAAUUUGGAACAAAAAUAAAAAAUGUCCAAUAUGUAAUUGUGCUGUAAAAAACAUUAUGAAAAUUUUCAUACAUUGAAAAUGUAUUUGUUUUUGACAGGCCGUCAUUAAAUUUUAUUAUUGCCUUAAAAAACACAAAAUAGAAGUUUUAGUUUUCAAUAACAAAUUUAAAAACUAUUUACAUACAUAAUGUACAUAACCGUUAUUAAGAAUAUUUAAAAAACAUUUUCGAAUUUGAUGUUUAAAAUAUUACAUAUUUUAUGCCUUACACUACUAAUAAUUGAAAGACUUUGUAAAUAGAUUAAAAUUAAUUUGAAGCAAAACCUAAAUAUCAUUAUUGUUAUAUUAUAAAGUGCUUUUAAGUUUAUUAAUUCAAACUAUGUAUGUUCCUACAGCUUGAGGAAUGCACUUUAUAUUUUAAGCAUAACAGUAGCAGUUCUUUAUUUUCUUGUACAAACCAAGUAUUUAAGAAAACAAAUUGACUUCUAACUUUAAAAAUCUAUAAAAUAGGUUUGUUGUUUCAUGAAUUUUUUUUAAAUAUAACAUCAAAACACUUUAAAAUGUUUGUAAUUCAAUUCUUUAAUAAUUAAAGAUCUUUUGUAAAUAAUUGUAAUGAAAUCAAUUUCUAGAAUUCGUUUCGAAUGAAUCAAAUUACAUAAAACUGUUAAUUCUUUUAUAUUAAAAUUUAUUUAAACGGAGUAUAGAAUUAUUUAAUUUCUUAUUAAAUCACAUCUUCAGAAUCGUCAUAUGUGAAACAUUUGCACGCAGACUGAAUGAAUUGGCAAUUUAUAUUAUAUAAGCAUUUAUGUAUGUAUGUAUAUAUACAUAUAUAAAUUUAUGUUUACUUGUAUAUGAAAAAUAAUUGUUUUUUUAAGAGUUUUGUUUAUUUUCCUUAUAUUUUUUUUUCUUUUUUGAAAACAGAUUUAUUUUAUACGUUUUAUAACGUUAUUUGAAAAAAAGCAUUUGCAGAAAAAAAGGAUUCCAACAUUGUUUUAUAAACAAAUGAAAGGAAUUUUACAGAAAAAAUAAGAUACCAAUA
Molecule: messenger RNA, 3206 nt
Organism: Condylostylus longicornis
Lineage: Eukaryota; Metazoa; Arthropoda; Insecta; Diptera; Dolichopodidae
Product: E3 ubiquitin-protein ligase Mdm2-like
Exons: 5
Coding region: 144-2246 (700 amino acids)
Biological process (GO): protein ubiquitination
Molecular function (GO): ubiquitin-protein transferase activity
Source: RefSeq, a predicted model, not a curated record